AUGGGAUCACUGAGCCUCAUGAUGAACAUCGAGCUGCCAGGGAUCAAGGCAACCGCGACUGUGAAAACCGCCAGUGAUCCCCAAUCCCCCAGUACACUUCGACCCAUUGCCCAGCGCAUCCGAGAGACGCUGGGUCAGGUGAACAGUCCUAGAGCCAUUGCGGCGCACCUGCACCGUCUAGCGUUUGAGAAAUCCCCCCAGAGGAUCUGGCAAGGAUUUCUCGGUCGACGCCACAUCAUGGUGACGACGUGGGCGCGAGCAGGACUAUACGAGGUCGAUUUAGGCUUAGGAGCGAGGGUUCGUUAUGCCGACGGGGUGUUUGUUACCCAUCAUGGACGGUUUGGUCUCGAUCAAAGAGGGACCAGCACCCUCUCUUCCCUCUCCAUCCUCCGGCAACAGUACCUCUUGGACUGA
Aspergillus tanneri is the source of this 414-nucleotide messenger RNA. RefSeq lists its product as uncharacterized. The transcript has a single exon. The record is from RefSeq and is a predicted model, not a curated record. Lineage: Eukaryota; Fungi; Ascomycota; Eurotiomycetes; Eurotiales; Aspergillaceae. The coding region runs from base 1 to 414 and encodes 137 amino acids.